This is a messenger RNA of Porites lobata, 5269 nucleotides long. Lineage: Eukaryota; Metazoa; Cnidaria; Anthozoa; Scleractinia; Poritidae. The record is from the annotation of a GenBank genome assembly.
AUACUAAUCAUCGAUCAUAUCGAUUUGCCCGUAGGAUGUACCGUCGUAGUCGCUUUCGCUUGAAAGAAGCAAGAACGUUCACGAUUCUUUGCAGUUUUUUGAGAGGAUGGCCUCUUUCUCUCAGCUUAAACGACGUUUAUGUAACCGAACAACAUUCUUACGGAAACGAAAAGUGUGCGGCUUGGUCUUUUGCAUAGCAACUGGAAUUCUGUUUAUAAAACAGCUUCUCAUUGAAGGUACGGUUGGAGUCUAAAUCCUUCUCUAAAUGUGGCUUUCUGAAUGAAGUGAUAUUUACAGUGGAAGCACUCUCGUAGGUGGACAGCUCUACCUACGGCCGCCUUAACAAAACCCCGUUUUUCUCAACUCCCGUUCAAACUCUGUAUUUUUCCAUUCCCGUAAGCGGCCAGCUCCAGUUACGGACUCUUUUACGCGUCCCGAGGGUGUCCCGCGCUCACGAGAGCUUCCACUGUAUCUCAGAACUAAUUAUAAUCAUCGGGCGCGGGAUGAAGGAUGCUCUGUAGUACAGAGUAACGAACAAACCGCCCAUCAACCUAUGAAGUCUUUUACACACUAUUUUCUAUGUUACGCAAACUGAAUAAUUUCGACAUUGACACAGAAAAUGGUUUUGACCUAGGUUAAUUGUUUCCAUAAAUUUUUAUACAAAAAUUUUGGCGUGGAGAUAGAACGUUUUGCAGACAUACGUAUGGAAAAUUGAUCCAUGUUAGACGCUUUGUUGUGAGGUCAACCUCAACAUGUCCUCUGCGAGUCGAAUUUCGGUUUGUUUACCAAACAACGUCUGUAUUUCGUGACCUGUAUAGAACCAAUCUCGACUCUUAAAUUAUAUUUGUCACGCCAAUUAUUUAUAAAGCAUAGUUAGGCUAAUUCUCGGGGUAGGCCUAGCUGCAAAUAUCACGUAAAAUCGCCUAAAUAUGUCUCCGAAAAUUCCUGUUUUUUUUCUUAAAUAUCUCGCUUUUGUCCAUUAAAUAUCGUUAAAAAAUUCUAAAUAUCCCAAAUAUUUAAACGACAUUAUAACCUGAUAAACUGAUAAUCACUAGGAGCUGGCGAUCUUAGUUUGUCCAAAAGCGAGGUCGCUUGUUUACGUCCUUCACAAAACGUGAAAUAAGGCAUUUUCCCGUCCUAGUCGUGCAGUGACGGCAAAGAAAUCUACAAAAAAGCGUGAUGCACGUACAAAGUUACUGUUUUGCCUAUUCAACCUAUUGCUUUAUUGGCGUUCUCGUGGUCGUCCCCGUCGUUGCAUCUAAAUGCCCCUAAUGUUGUCUUGAAACCGCUCUCCGGGAGAGCAAGUUUAAUGCCCCGUCCACACUCAUCCGGAUAAAAGAUGUCCAGACUCGUGUGGACAUGGCCUUGGUUUGUCAAUAGUCCCGGGGACUACUAACUAAUGAAUCAACCUGGAUUUUUUUUAAGGUGGCUCGAUGGGGUUUUUCAGGGUCAGUGCCUCCAAAGUUUGAGCAUAAACUACGUCGCCAUUAACAAGGAUUUGGAAAAAAUUACCACGACAGCUGUAUUGGAUAAAGAUGAAAAUUUGUUAUGAUCAGAGUUACGAUGACAUCGGAGUUGUCAUAGCAGCGAAAUGACGUCAUUACCUAUUUUACUUACAGCCGUAUUUCUUAGUAUUGGGGACUCUUCUUCCGAAAUAGUUCACGAGAGUGUUUUCCUCCAAUAGCCACCUCGACAAUAGUGAAGUUUAAGCGAAGUUUAUGAGAGCGUUAUUGAGAUAUUUGGGAUGACGAUUUUAUGGUUAGAAAUACAGUAAAAACUGGGCAGUCUUGAUGUUCGGCCGUUAGCGGUAGAAAUCGAAGCGCUUUUGAAAUGCAAUUUCACCUGAGAGUAGUUUCAAUCUUUUUAAAAACGUGUGUGAAAGGUCAUGGGGACUAGCCGAUUGCUAGAAAGAAGGAUUUGAUUAUUAGGUAUCGAGACGCUCUAGUUAACGGUUUUGUAGACAUUUUGGUCUGCUUAAACAAAUGAGCGGAUAAUUUGAAAACCGCCGAUAGAUUUGUUUUAAAAAAAAUUUAGAUUCCUGAGAUAAACCGUCGUUUUAUAUGACGUUUGGGUUUCAAGAUUAUUGAUAUCUUGUAAGGCAGUAAAAUAAGCACUACAUUCGCUAAUUUUUUGUCGGAAAUUUUGUGUUUACAAGUGAAAGCCUCUCAUUAUUCAGGGGGCGUAUUGUCUCCAAGUUUCAUAUUUUCGUACACAACAAUAGCUAACAUCUUUCCAUAUACCAAAUGCAUUGUUAGUUACUGCUGCUCACGUCAAAUGAAACCUGGAUACAAUAUCCUAAAUAAUGAGAGGCUCUCACUAGUUAACACAAAAUUUCCGACAACAAAUUAGCGAAUUGUAGCGCUUAUUUUACUGCCUUACAAGAUAUCAAUAAUCUUGAAACUCUAAGGUCAUAUAAAACGAUAGUUAAUCUCAAGAAUUUAAAAAAAAAGCUGUCGAGAACGAUUUUGGAAGAAGAGCUCCUCGUGCCGAGAAAUACGGCUGCAAGUAGAAUAGAUAAUGUCGUCGUUACGUUGCUAUGACAACUCCGAAGUCAUUGUAACCCUUACUAUGACAAAUUUUCGUCUUUAUCUAAUACAGCUGCGGUGGUAAUUUUUCUACAUGCUUAUUACUGGCGACGUAGUUUAUGCUCAAACUUGGGAACCAGAUGACGUCACCGGAUGCAGCUUUAAACGCCCCAAAAACAACACAGGUAAAGUGGCUCAAGUCCUCGCUUAAUCUAGGGUGCCUACAGUCUUUUAAUAUCUGUAGAUUUAUUUAUCCCAGAGAUCCAGUUGGCAAAAUUUGAGGAAAAGGUAUGGAACGCCAACACUGAAGUCAUUGUAACCCUGACUAUGACAAAUUUUCGUCUUUAUCUAAUACAGCUGUGGUGGUAAUUUUUCUACAUGCUUGUUACUGGCGACGUAGUUUAUGCUCAAACUUGGGAGGUAUUGACCCUGAAAAAACCCAUCAAGCCACCUUAAUUGUUAUUCACAGGAUCUCAACGGCAGACUGUUCACCAGAUGACGUCACCGGAUGCAGCUUUAAAUGCCCCAAAAACAACACAGGUAAAGUGGCUCAAGUCCUCGCUUAAUCUAGACUGCCUACAGUCUUUUAAUAUCUGUAGAUUUAUUUAUCCCAGAGAUCCAGCUGGCAAAAUUUGAGGAAAAGGGAUUUUUUUCUUUCUGAAACCUGAAAAGACAUCUCUGAUUUAACAAUCGCCGGAUGAAGUUUUAUUUCUUGCAGUGUUAACUAGUGAUCUAAUAAAGAUAAUUUUUAUUAUUAAAUAAUAUCAUAAUCACAAUCAUAAUCAUAACAACAAUAAUGAUAAUAAUAAUAACAACAAUAACAAUCAUAAUCAUAACAAUAUUAAUAACAGUAAUUAUAGGUGUUAGAGUGAUUUAACUGGUAGGCAACUAUGCAGUGAUACACCUUAAUUUCAUCGUCUUCUUUUGUUUACGUCUAACUAUUUGGCACUGACUGUAAUGUAAGAUAUUGUUUCAACAUUAAUAUUAACAUCAAUAAUAAUCAUAAUAAUAACAACGAUUGCUAUUAACAUCUAUUUAAUAUUAUUUUAAGGUCCGUACGCACAGGCGUAAGUGGUUCCAGGACACCUUUCCACAAAAUUCCCCAAGAGAAUUCAUUGAUGACUGUCGCUUAAAAGCUAGCCAAGCGUGUGUCCGCUAACUUUAGAAAGUGAUAAUGGCGUGAGCUUUAGCAUCUUUUUACUAUUUUUAUUUCAUCAAAAUUUUAGUCUUUGAUAGUGGAAUGUAAAUUGGUCAUAUGAUGACUGCCGCUUAAACGCUAGCCAAGCGUGUUUUCGCUAAUUUUAGAAAGUCGAUAAUGGCGUGAGCUUGUAAAUUAGUAUUUUAAUAUAACAAUAACAAUAAUAAUAAUAAUAAUAAUAAUCAUAAUAAUAUUUAUAGGUAUUAAGGAUGUCCACAAGAAACAGUGUCAUGAAUUUGAGCUAUUGCCUUAAACCCUAGAAAACAGAAAACCCAAAAGUAUGGUUCCGUUAUGUUUAAAAUUACUAUUAUACCACCCCACCUGAAUUAAGUCUUAUAAGUGCAUGUCGUUGGCUGACGGUUAUCAGAACGGAAAUGGAUUGUGGACUGCAACUUGAAAAACGUGGGCCAACUUUUCCUAGUCUGAUUGCUUUAUUUUCCUUUUGGAAGCAUCCUUUGAUCUUUUGCUUACAGUUAUUACAGUUUUGUAACAGAGAUCUGAUUCCAAGAUUCGAUUCGACAGAGAUCUGGAUUGACUGGGAAAACGAGAUGACUCGUUGAGAAAGCGAAAUUCCUAGUAGGAGAAAAGAUGAGUGACGAAUUUUUUGACACAAAAAUGUAGAGCUGAACAGGAUGAUAUAGCACCUGGGGGCAACGGUAGAUAAAGUUGCAUGAAAGUUUCAAAUAAUUUCUUUUCUAUUUUUUAGAUUGACCACGAAAAGAGACAGCACGAUCGUCUACAAAGGAUACGAAAAUACUGCAACGACUCCAAAAACAACGCGGAAAUAUUUCACCAAUUUCCCAAACGAAACCACUUUAACUUUGUGGUCAGCGACAAACAUAAAUUCAUCAUUUGCUACGUCCCAAAAACGGGAGCAAGUCAAUGGAAAGACUCGCUUCUAAAUAUCCUCUCCAUUCGUCCUGUUACGCCAAAUCGCGAUAUCGACCUAUUUGACUAUCAUCUCUUUAAAUUUCUGAACAGCUAUAAACCGAAAGAAAGGCAAGAAAAGCUGGCUUCCUACCAAAAGUUUUUCUUUGUUCGGGAGCCUUUCGAAAGACUGUUAUCAGCCUAUAGGGACAAGUUCGUCGGAAAAACGACUCAACUGUAUAAUAAGCUGGGCAAAGAUAUAGUCAACAAGGUUCGUCGUUCUGCGGGAAAAACAGACAGUUGCGUUGAGUGUUCUGGGCCAACGUUUGACGAAUUUACGUCAUACAUUGACACAUUGCCAAAUAAGGCCACGUGGGAUAUGCACUGGCGCCCUGCACACCAGACAUGCUACCCAUGCGCAAUCAACUACGACUAUAUCGGUUACUUCGACACUGCGAAAGAGGAUGCUGAUUACAUUUUAGAAAAGCUGCAUUUGAACAAAGAAGUGGAAUUCCCUUCGUUCAAUGGAUCCAGGACACCAGAAUUGCUAAGGGGAUACUAUUCACAAAUACCGCUGGAUCGCAUUAUUAGAAUUGCGGAGAUUUACCGCACAGACUUUGAAAUGUUCGGUUACAAGUACCCCGACCCCAUCAAAAAGCUCUUUAGGGACUGGGUUUGA